AUGGAACUUUACAAUGGCGGUUCGUCUGCUCCUCGUAAUCCUUACCCAGGAGCUGCACCCCCACAUAUAAAGGGGAAUCAACGACCAAGCGGUCCCGCUAUGACAAGUCCAGCAGGAGCAAUUUCAGGCGCUCCUUAUAGAGGUGGAGCUGGUUGGACACAAGGAUACGCGCCGGCACAGCAAGCUUACAGAUAUUCAGCACCAUUAGCAGCACAACCAGCUUAUGCAUACACGCAACAUACGACAACAACGUCACAAACAUCUCUGAAAUGUUAUCAGAAGCCAAGAUAUUCACUCAGCAGAAAUUGUGCAACGUUGACGAGAAAGAAGUUCUUUGAUUUGACGGGAAAUCAAAAUGGAAACAUCAUUAACAUGACAACGAACAACACCACGUCGCUUUAUCGUGUCUUCAAUGUUCUUGAACAGUUUACAGCCGUUGGAAUGUUUCCAUGA
Molecule: messenger RNA, 453 nt
Organism: Clunio marinus
Lineage: Eukaryota; Metazoa; Arthropoda; Insecta; Diptera; Chironomidae
Source: the annotation of a GenBank genome assembly